Messenger RNA from Myotis brandtii (Brandt's bat), 917 nucleotides. RefSeq names its product dnaJ homolog subfamily C member 17. Bases 15 to 917 code for a protein of 300 amino acids. Gene Ontology annotation, molecular function: RNA binding. The record is from RefSeq and is a predicted model, not a curated record. Gene Ontology annotation, biological process: spliceosomal complex disassembly. The transcript has a single exon. Lineage: Eukaryota; Metazoa; Chordata; Mammalia; Chiroptera; Vespertilionidae. Gene Ontology annotation, cellular component: spliceosomal complex.
UCAGGGUUGUAACCAUGUCGGUGGCCAAGGAGCUCUUACAGAUGGACCUGUACGUGCUGCUAGGCCUUGAGGAGAAGGCGGCGGUCAAAGAGGUGAAGAAGGCAUUUAGGCAGAAGGCCCUCUCCUGCCAUCCAGACAAAAAUCCGGAUAAUCCCAGAGCAGCUGAACUCUUCCACCAGCUUUCUCGGGCCUUGGAGGUACUGACUGAUGCUGCAGCCAGGGCCACGUAUGACAAGGUGAGGAAAGCCAAGAAGCAGGCAGCAGAGAGGACCCAGAAACUAGAUGAGAGAAGGAAGAAAGUGAAGCUUGACCUGGAGGCCCAGGAGCGGCAGGCUCAGGCCCAGGAGGAGGAGGAGAGCCGGAGCACCAGGACACUAGAGCAGGAGAUCGAGCGCCUGCGAGAAGAGUGUUCCGGGCAGCUGGAAAAACAGCAGAGGCUGAUGCAGGAGCAGAUACGCCAGGAAUGGGAGCAGAGGUUGAGAGGAAAGGCAGAACAUCCUGAAGGGAAAGGAACUCCCAAGCUAAAGCUAAAAUGGAAGUGCAGAAAGGAUUGGUCAAAAGGCGGCUACUCCAGAGAUAUCCUCCUGCAGCUUCUUCAAAAGUACGGAGAAGUGCUCAACCUGGUACUUUCCAGCAAGAAGGCAGGCAUCGCCGUGGUGGAGUUUGCGACCAUCAAGGCUGCGGAGCUGGCUGUCCAGAAUGAAGUGGGCCUGGUUGAUAAUCCUCUGAAGAUUUCCUGGUUGGAGGGACGGCCCCAGGGCAAGGACGGCCCCAGCCACCCAGGACCGUCACAGGGCUCGGUGGUGUCCGAGAGGGACUAUGAAAGCCUCGUCAUGAUGCGCAUGCGCCAAGCAGCUAAGCGGCAGCAGCUGAUCGCCCAGAUGCAGCAGGACGACAAGGUGGGGCAGUUGAGGUAG